AAAAACAAAAGGAAAAAAAAACAAAAGGAAAAAGGUCUCUGUCUCACCGUUGGCAAGCGUAGUUCGGCGGCAGAGGAGGAGCUUCAGAGGCGGCGAGAAAAGGCUGGAUUCUGAGGUCUCAUCUCACUGCUCUCCGUGAUCUGUUCGUGGUGGUGGUGUUCCGGCGAGAUGCCGACGAUUCGGUACGAGAUAAGGAACGAGUACGGGCUGGCGGAUCCGGAGCUCCACCGGGCCGCUGACAAGGAUGACCCCGAGGCCAUCCUCGAAGGGGUCGCCAUGUCUGGCUUCGCUGGCGUACUGCGACAGCUCGGGGAUCUCGCGGAGUUUGCUGCAGAAAUAUUUCACGACUUGCAUGAAGAGGUCAUGGGUACUGCUGUUAGAGGGCAUGGGUUGAUGCUUCAAGUCCAGCAACUUGAAGCAGAUUUCCCAGCAGUUGAGAAGGCUAUUUUCUCUCAGUCUAGUCAUUCAGGGUUUUCAUACAGCAAUGCAGGUAUUGAUUGGCACUCUAACUUUCAUCUGGAUCAGAACAUCAUCACUCAAGGGGAUAUGUCACGUUUUAUCUUGGAUUCUUAUGAAGAAUGCCGUGGCCCACCUCGGUUAUUCAUACUAGAUAAGUUUGAUACUGCUGGUGCAGGAGCUUGUUUGAAGAGGUACUCAGAUCCAUCUUUCUUUAAAACAGAAUUAGUUUCCUCUAGCUUGAUGGAAGCAGAGAAACCAAGAGAGAAAAAACCUCGGAGGACUAGGACUGAUAAAACGCUAGAAUUUUUAUUGUCACCACGUGCAAAUACUGAUUCAAAGCCAGCAAGUUCAGUUCAGGUGGCUGAUAAGUCUGCUACCAGAUUUGUGAGGUUGAAAUCAAGGAAUUUGGAUGAUACCAAUGAAAGUAAAUUGAGUGGCUUAAGGAAGCAUCUUCUUCAACUGCAUUUGGAUGAGCAGAAAAUUGCUUUCGACAGUUCUCAAAGUUCUUCAAAUUUAAAUUCAAAUCUAAUUGAUUCAAGUGUACCAACUUCUCUCACACGCGAUACAGCUAUGAAUAUGUCAGAAAAUCAUUCUCUAGUAGGAGAUUCAUGUCCUACCAUGAACAGUAAAGAAGAAUCGACUAGGAUCACUGCAUAUGAACUAGAUGGCCAGAAGGCGGAAGCUAAAGAACUUUCAGAAUCAGUGCAUAGGCCAAUAGUGGGCGUACCUUAUACUCAGAGAGGAUAUAAUCUUGUGGACAGUAGGGAAAACUCAGCUGAUUCUGACAUUAAGUCAGAAAGCAGUGCCUAUGACAAUGAACUUAGUGAUAUAGUGAGAAGCACAUCUCAGAGGGUGGCAGAUCAUAAGUUAGUGAGGGCUGAACUUCAGUUAGAAGGCAGUACUGAUGGCUACAGGACUGAAGACAUUGGUAGUGAGCAAGAAAAUUUCAUGGAUACGCCCAACAGCAUGGAAUCAGAAGUUGAAACACAUUUAAUAAAUAAAGGUGUACCAGAUAUUGGUGCUUUGAAAAAGGAAGGUCAGGAGAUAGACACUUACAAUAGUGAAAGAGUAGAGGAGAUGCUCACUCAGAUAUCCGAACCUGAUUAUACUGGGCCAGUAAGAUCUAACAUUAUGCUAAUCAGUGGAAUGACAAAUCAUACUAGUAACCUAGAUGAAGUAUUUACAAAUCAAGAAGCAGAGGAUACCCAGGAGCCUACUUUGCCACAUGGUGAGGUUGCUAACUCUGCUGAUUUAGUCUCUGAUGAAGCCAGCAAUAUGGAGACAUUUGAUGAUCCCACCACGUUGCAACCAAAAGAAAUCAUAAAUGAAAACUGGGAUUCUUAUGAUACUUGCCCUGUUUCUGAUUUCAUAAAUAUUAAUCCUGAAGAAAGUUCUGCACCCUGUUUAAUUCCUGGUAACAAAAGUACCUCAGCCAGUAACGAUGCCCAAUUAGAAUCUGAUGAGAUUGCCAAAUGCUUCAAUGGUCCACCUUAUCAAGAUCCAUGUUUAUUUGAGAGAACUCGUCCAGAAGAUCAUGUGGAUGAAGACAUACAUAUAGUUGAUCAGCUUUCCUGUCCAUUAACUAGAAGCACUUUGGUGGAGGACCUUGAGAGUGAAGAUUCAUUCUCCAUGACCACAAUAGAAGAGAUACAAGUUCCAGUGGAUCAAGAAAUAAAAAUUUUUGCCUCCAAAGAUGCAGCAAACAGUUCAAUUCGAAGAAGCAUCUUGCCAGUUGCCUCAGAUUUUGUCCCUGACAUCUACAAGGAUGCUUUACAUUGUGGCGAAUUAUUAGCAGAUGUGGACGACUUUCAUCAUCCUGAAGAACUACUGAGUGAUGCAUCUAUUUGUGUGGAAGGAACUGAUGAUCUAGCACAAUACCAUAGUACUGAAAACUCUAUUAUUGGAUGUGACUCUGUGCUGCUAAUUUCAGAAGAGGCAAAAUCCAGUCUGGUCUUGUCUGAUGAAAUUUCCAAAACAAAGCAGGAGAACGUUGUUUUAAAAGAUUCUCUUCCAUAUGAUGAAGUUCUCCUUCAAACCUCAACUACAAACAUAGGAAAUUCCCCAGAGACAGUGAAUCAACAUGCAGAAACAUGCCCAACCCAAAACAUAUCACCUCUGGCUCAUGUUAUUUCCACCAUCAGCAUUGCGGAUUGUGCAACAGAAAUACAAUCUGUGCUUGCAAUCGAAAACAUAAAAGUUAGCAUUGAGAAUGGUGAUGGGAUAGAAAGCAAUUUCUCGAUGCCCACAAUAUUGCAACCCCAGUUUGACUAUUUUUCGGGCACAGAGGAACCCUUGGAAUCUCCCAAGAUGAACUUGGGUGAGGAAUUCCAAAAGUCCUUCGAGGGGAACAAUGAAGAGAAGACACCUUUAUGUUCUUCUAGAGAAAUAUUUUCCGAGAGUGUCAGUAAUUCCAUCAUGCUUGAUGAUAAUUUAAAAUUCUCAAAGAACUUUUAUCUAGACCGAUUGCAGGAUGCUGUUGGAAUGCCUGAACAACGUACUGUUCACAAAAACUUGACAGAUGAAACUUUUGCAUCCAAUGAUGAAGCUAAUAACAAAGAACCUUACUUGGUUCAUACAGAAGAAGCACUAGACCAGCAUCUGCAGUUGCUAGAAGAUAGUAAUGAUCUCGCAUCCUUUUAUGAGCAUCAACCAAUUAACCAUGAAAUGCAUCCUUUGAACACGGUGGAAUCUUUAAGUUCUCAAAGCACUUUGAACAUGGAAGAUUCUCCAGGAUUAGACCCAACUGCUUCAUGCUCUGGUUUGCCUGUGAAUAAUUCAUCUAAUGCAAAUGAUACUUGGUUACUUGGUGAUAUUCAUGAAACUAUGCCGGGUGGCCAUGUCAAAGCAUAUCCUGUUCUUGAUGAUCCAUAUCUAAAUUAUCGUGCUCAAAGUGAACAUUCUGAUUCAAAGUGUAUAGCGCAAGGUGAACAUGAAAGUGUACAAGGAGAUAUGCCCCUGCCAACCAACUCAAUCUUUGAUUUUGUAAGUUUAUCUGAAGAAAUUUCUGCCAUUCCAACUGGCAAUGGAGAUGUCUCUACCUUGCAAGCUAGCGAAGGAGGUGUCUCUACCGUGCAAAUUAGCAAUGGAGAUGUCUCUUCCUCUCAAACUAGCAAAGAAAUUGCAUCUGCCUCUCAAGCUAGCAAUGAAGUCAUCUCUAGCUUACAAAUUAGUGACCAAGAAUUCUAUUAUUUGCAAGAUAGAAAAGAACUCUAUGAAGCUAACAAUUUUGAUGUCUCUACCUUACAAGCUAGUAAUGAAGAAAUAUCUACCCCACAAACUAGCAAAGAAGUUGUCUCUAUCUUCCAAGCUAGCAAUGAAGAAGUUUCGCCUUUACAAGUUUGCAAUGCAGAAUUCUCUAACUCACAAGCAAGAAAUGCACAUUACUCUACCUUAGAAGCUAGCAAUAAAGAAUCAGGAUCCUUACAUCAAAAAGGUGAAUGCCUUGAACUGGAAAUUCCAAUUCAUUAUAUUGAAUUGGAAGAUAAACCAUCAGAAGGACCUGAACCAAAUUUUCACGCCUUAACAAACAAUGUGUUACUCCAUAUGCCAGCAUCAAAUUCGGAUGAGAAUGCAAAAAUGGAUUCACAGGCUCAUGUUUCAUCUGAGUGGAAUUCAGAAAUUUCUGCACACCAUGCGACUUACGAUAUCUCUGAUAUGGCAUUCUAUCCCUUGUCAGGCUCCGAUGUGAGUGCUUUUGAGAGUACAUCCAGAAUAUCACACCAGUCUCAGGAAGGCAACUCAAAUUCUUCCUUCCCUUCCCAGAAUCAUGAAGAAACACCACCCUCACCCCCACUUCCACCUCUUGAAUGGAGAUCUCAGAAGCUGUCUUCUCUGUUGCCCAACCAAAAUCCAAUUCUAGCUUUACCUAGGGGAGACUUUUUUAUGUCAUCAUCAGACAGCACUCCAGAAAAUCCAUAUCUUUGUUAUUCCAACGAUAGGCAUCUAUAUUUGGAGAACGAAGUGGUUCAGUCUCAGAGCCCUUUCUUGGUUGAAACUAGCAACUUGGACGAUAACCAUCAUAUUCUGUCACUCUCUUCGGGGCUAGACAUGCCCCAGCAUGGCUAUGUGUAUUCUUUGGAAAGGAUCCAGCCAACUUUAUUUGCUUUUGUACCUACCAAAGAAGGUGAAAUGUUUGGUAUUAACCCUCGUUCCAUUCGUAAUCGCCCUAGAAAUCCAUUGAUUGAUGCUGUUGUUGCUCAUGAUAGAAGCAAGUUGAGAAAGGUGUUAGAGGUGGCUAGGCCUUCUGAUGAGUACAAGGCAGAUCAAAUGGAUGCAUUACUAGAGUCCAAUAUUUUGCAGUUGAGGAAGGUAUCGGAGCUCGCUAGGCCUUCUGACAAACCUAAAUCAGAGGAGAAAGAUGCAUUAUUAGAGCAGAUAAGAAACAAGUCAUACAGUCUGAAGCCAGCAACUGUUCUUUGGAAGCCAAGCCACAAGAGUGAUUCAAGAAACAUUAGAGUUGUGGCCAUCUUAGAGAAAGCAAAUGCAGUUCGCCAGGCAAUGGUCGGAAGCGACGAAGAUGAUUGUGAAGAUAAUUGGAGUGACUGCUGAAGUGUCGAGCACAAAUUAGUUUGUGAUAAAUUUAAAGCUGUCCCAACUCUGACUAAGCCAAAAAAAGAAGAAGAAAAAGUGCAGUGCAGACACGAAGGCCACUUGUAAUAUAAGCAUUGUGUACAGUGCGUUCUCUUUUUCAACCCUUGUUCGGUUUGUAUUCUAUUAAGGUUGAAUUCUGUUUGAUUGUAUCAUGUAACAUAUCUAUCUAGAGCAAUAGGCCCUUGUUCAAAAUGUAGAGGAAACACGUUUUCUUGUGUUGAUAGAUCUUCUGGCUUGAACAUUCUAAAUGUUGGUCCAAAAGACCAAAUCUUUGAGUAUGACUUAUGAUCCAUCGGUGUAAGCGUAAGGGCCAUGUUUGAUUCAUGUAAUG
This is a messenger RNA of Zingiber officinale, 5380 nucleotides long. RefSeq names its product scar-like domain-containing protein WAVE 5. The transcript has 10 exons. The record is from RefSeq and is a predicted model, not a curated record. The coding region runs from base 169 to 5007 and encodes 1612 amino acids. Gene Ontology annotation, cellular component: cytoskeleton. Gene Ontology annotation, molecular function: protein kinase A regulatory subunit binding; actin binding; Arp2/3 complex binding. Gene Ontology annotation, biological process: actin cytoskeleton organization; positive regulation of Arp2/3 complex-mediated actin nucleation. Lineage: Eukaryota; Viridiplantae; Streptophyta; Magnoliopsida; Zingiberales; Zingiberaceae.